Molecule: messenger RNA, 1696 nt
Organism: Lingula anatina
Lineage: Eukaryota; Metazoa; Brachiopoda; Lingulata; Lingulida; Lingulidae
Product: galactosylceramide sulfotransferase
Biological process (GO): glycolipid biosynthetic process
Cellular component (GO): membrane
Molecular function (GO): galactosylceramide sulfotransferase activity
Source: RefSeq, a predicted model, not a curated record
UACAUGCAUUCAGGUCAGCAGAUUUCAUAAAACACAAUCUAAGAUGGGGAAAGUGAAAAUAUGUGUGCUGUGCAUAACCUCGGUAGUGAUAGUUGCCCUUUAUUGGGGGGAGAGUAAAAUAAGCAACAGAUAUGCGGUGAACAACAAAGCUUCUGGAAAAGUUAUAGAUAGGACCAACCAAGGGACCAACCUUCCAGAUGGAACGUAUUUUGCCAGUGUUCGGCAAUUUCCCGAUGACACGUCUUCUUCGGCUGCUCCUUUACCGUACGAGGUCCCAGGACGGACAUGUUCUCACGACAAAUGUAAACAAAAAAGACAUAUUAUUUUCUUGAAGGUUCAUAAGUGCGGUUCUACCACUGUCUAUUCAAUCUUACAUCGGGCAGCAGCGAAAUAUGGGCUGGCUAUUUUAAAGCCACUGCCAGGAAGACCUAGUUUUUACCCGAGUAAAGAUCUGAACUACCCGCUCCUUCAUGUAAGGAAGCCAACUUUUGCAGAUGCCGCAUACAGCCCUAACAAAACAUAUGAUAUGAUGAUUCAUCACAUGGUUUUUGAUGCUGAAGUAGUAAACGCCAUGAUGCCGAAGGAUUCAUUUCGCAUAGGAAUUGUCCGUGAACCAUUUUCUCAAUUUAAGAGUGCCUUUAACUUUAUGUCAAUGAAAAGCAAAUUUAAUAUUACAUCCUCGAAUAGUCUGCAAGCAUUUUUCCAAAACCCGUAUAAAUAUUGGAAUAUGUACAUACGCCGAAGUUAUAAUAGCUUUAUCAGAAAUGGGAUGAUGUACGAGUUUGGAUUUCCAGAUGACGACAUGAAAAUCAGAAACAACGAAACUUUCAUUAAACAAUAUAUUGAUUACAUAGAUAAUCAAUUCGAUUUUAUCAUUGUGAAUGAGCUGUUUGAUGAAAGUUUGGUUUUACUUGGUAGAAAGUUAUGCUGGAAGGUACACGAUUUUCUGUAUGUAAAGCGAAAUGCUGGUAAGUACACUCCUGAAUUUAAGACUGAAGACGACCCAUGGAUCAUUCAACAACACAAAGCAUGGAGUAAAGCUGACUAUCACUUGUACGACUACUUUUUGACCAAAUUGAAAAAGACAAUUUCUUCUCAAGGUAAAGACUUUUAUGACGAGCUUGCAAGUUUUAAAAAUGCUUUGAAAUGGGUAAAAGGAUGUAGGUUUGAAAAUGUGAUAGAUGUCUGUCAAAAAAAUGGCCCCGAAACAAAAGUUUCAGUGCGGUGUGUGAAACAUGACCGGAGAAAUAAACAGAACUAAUUCGCUGCACUACUAGUAUUAAUGGACGCUGGACAUGAAGAAAACACGUCUGACAUGGUGCCUAUGGAAAAAACGGUUACCUUAGCUUAAUAAGCAUUGUCUAUGAAAGUGUGUUUGACUAGAUAAGAUUUAGCAAAGGACUAUAUUGAGAUUUAUUUAUGUCUUUUUUUUUUCAAAAUAAAUGUCAUUUUGUGAUUAACUUGCACUUAUAAACGUUAACGUUUACAUCUCGUGAGUAGCAUUGUGCAAGAAAAAAAUCAUAAAAUGGAAUCUACUUUAGAGUUAUUAUUUCAAGAAAUAAAACUCGUGUUAUUUCAAUUUAUAAGAUUCACUCCUUUAUAAAGAAAACCCCAGUGAGAGCUUUAUAAAGAAUGUAUACAGGGUGUCUCAAAUAACUUAAACAGUUUUAAAGGCAGUACAAUGAAAUUUGGCAUA